UAUCAUUUAGAGCGCAAAUAUUGAGAGAUUAAUAUAUGUUUGGUUAGUAUUGAUUGUUAUCGACAAACAAUCUAUUGAUUAAUGAUAUUAUAAGACAUAAUUAGAUGCAAUCAAUGGUAACAUAUGAAUGAUAUGACAAUUGAUUGCAAAUGAUGUGAUGCCGUGUAAAGACCUCUACAUUAGUAAAAUGAUGGCAAAUAUGGCGCCAUUUAUGUGAAUGUAAUGACUGUUCAAAUGCUUUCAAUAAAACUAUUGAAGACUUGUUUGCAAAACAAGUGUUGAAAACAAACCAUCGAUUGAUAACUGAUUUGAAUGUCCGAAGACUGACCACAAGUGAUAUGUCGACAGCUAUUGAUUCAUCACAUCUGUUGACCCAAAUGUUGGGCGACGAAGAGCUAACAAAAACAAUUAAAAAGAGUCACAUUCUUCUGGUGGGCGCCGGAGGUAUCGGUUCCGAAGUGAUUAAGAAUUUGCUGUUAAUGGGCUUCGAGAAGAUAAAAGUGAUUGAUUUGGACACCAUUGAUGUCUCUAACCUCAACAGACAAUUCCUCUUUAAUCGACAACAUGUCGGCAAAAGUAAGGCUGAAAUAGCGUCUCGAGUGGCAAAAGACAACUUCGGGCACAACGACACACUGACAGUGGAACCGAUUCACGACUCAAUUCAGAGCCGCGAUUAUGACAUAGAUUUUUACAAAGAAUUUACUCUUGUGAUCAAUGCUUUGGACAAUAGAGCCGCAAGAAGUCAUGUAAACCGCAUGUGUUUGGCUGCAGACAUACCACUGAUAGAGUCGGGAUCUGAGGGCUAUAUGGGUCAAGUGUUCCUCAUUAACAAACAUAUUACCCAAUGCUAUGAAUGUGAAGGACCCAAACAAGACAGUCGUACGUAUGCCUCGUGUACUAUACGUAACACACCAUCCCUUCCCAUUCAUUGCAUCGUUUGGGCCAAACAUCUGUUCGCACAACUUUUCGGUGAAGUGGACGUCGACAACGAUGUCAGUCCAGACAUGAAUGAUCCAGAAUUGACUGAAAAUAAGACAAAUGAAAGCAAUGUGACUAAUGGCAAAACUCGUUUACAGUCGACGAGAGAUUGGGUUCAGAAGUGUGAUUACAAUACCAAAGAAGUCUUCGAUAAGUUGUUUCAAACAGAUAUCGAAUAUUUGUUAAAAAUGGAUAAAUUAUGGGAAUCGAGACGAAAACCAUUUUCUAUAAAUUAUGAUAAAGUAGUUAACAAUGAGAUUCAAUUUGAUUCACUUGAAGCCACCAGUAGUACACACGGUCUGAAUGGUUCAACUGAUAAACCGGAACUUAAAGACCAAAUACUUUUGUCAAUAAAAGAUUGUUUGGAAGUUCUCGAUACUAGUAUUAAGACAUUGAAAGACCGGUUAAAAACUGAAAAUUUUUUGGUUUGGGAUAAAGACGACGAACCGGCCCUCGACUUUGUGACUGCCGUUUCAAAUCUUAGAUCGUUUUGCUUUCAUAUUAGUAGAAAAUCAAAGUUUGACGUGAAAUCAAUGGCCGGCAACAUAAUACCCGCCAUUUCAUCUACUAAUUCAAUAGUCGGUGGACUAAUGAUAUUACAGUGUCUUAAUGUUUUACGAAAUAUUACUAAACGUGACUCAGGAAUGGCUAAAGAAGAAGCCGAUAAAGAAUUGUAUGACUCGUGUCGUCACAUAUAUCUUCGCAAAGUUGGUCCUUCGGCUAAGAAUCUGAUUGCUUCUUAUCAAUUGGAAAAACCAAAUCUUAAUUGUUUAGUCUGUUCUUCAUCGGUGCCUGAAAUUGAAAUCAGUCUAAGGCUUAGCGAAACUUUGAUGACAGACUUUAUCGAUCAAAUCAUUUAUAAGAAAUUACAUUAUGUUUGUCCUGAUAUUACAAUAGAUGGUACUUCUGUUAUACUUUACACUAAAGAAGAUUACGAUGACAUGGAUAACGAAGCGAGAGAACGAUUUGAGAAGAAAUAUCUAUCAGAUUAUAAGGAUGUGAGCGAUAAAACACGUGUUUCUGUCAACGAUUUGCUACAAGACUUGCAAAUUAUUAUAACAUUAAGAGAUGUUGCGAUUGAUAAAAACGAAAACGACGGCCUCUUCUAUAAAAUGGUUAUAACUAAAGAAGGAAUUACAAAGAAUGAACAAACAAAUGAUGAGACUAUAGAAGAUUCAAAUGAAAACAAAGUAGAAACAGACUCGAGAUCUGAUGACAUGAUAAACGAUGACGUUAUUCAAGUAGAAGAUGAGAACCAAAACAAUGAGUCGCCACAAGUUGAAGGUUUGGAUCCAAUGAAUGAGGCGAAUGAAGUAGAAGAGGUAACCAUCAGUGACUCUGAUAAUGAUAGUGUUAUAAUUGAUGAUAACGAGGAUAGCGAUAUACUUGAUAUAACUGAAGUAAAUAAGAGAAAAUUAGAUAACAUUGUUGAGGACGAGUCAACCGCCAAACGGCUUAAGAAUUAAACAAAUAUUUGACUCUUUAUAUAUAUCUUUAGUUAUUUUUGAUUAUUUAUAAAUUUCUUUAAUUUUAUAACUAAUUUAUAAGAUUAUUAGAUAAACAUUGAUAAACAGGAUUUCAAUUGUUAAUUAUA
This is a messenger RNA of Oppia nitens, 2572 nucleotides long. RefSeq names its product SUMO-activating enzyme subunit 2-like (gene Uba2). Bases 339 to 2444 code for a protein of 701 amino acids. Gene Ontology annotation, molecular function: SUMO activating enzyme activity. NCBI's taxonomy places the organism in Eukaryota, Metazoa, Arthropoda, Arachnida, Sarcoptiformes, Oppiidae. The transcript has 2 exons. The record is from RefSeq and is a predicted model, not a curated record. Gene Ontology annotation, cellular component: cytoplasm; SUMO activating enzyme complex. Gene Ontology annotation, biological process: protein sumoylation.